UCGUCCCUGAAAUGAAUCAUUUCACAUAUCUAUGUGUGGAUGAUUGGAUGAUAUGGAUAAAGUUCAUAUCUGACACUUAUCUUAACAUCAUAACCAUAAUAUCUUUAAAGAAGACCUGUCGUAAAUAUUUAUUAUUAAAUAUGGCAGAAUCACAUGUAAUAAAAAGUAUGGAUUCAGAUAUAAAUAAUGAUAAUAUCUCAAUGAUGGAUAUUACAGAAUUAUACAGUACUUCAGAUAUGCAAGAUUAUGUGCAACAAAAUUCAUCACAAUUUCCUUUAUGGUCUGAUGAAAACAAUAUCCUGGAAGAUUUGGAUUCUGUAAUUCCAUAUGCAACUUGUUAUACAAGAAGAUCCAUACAAAUAUCAUUUCAAAAUCAUGCAGAAACUAUUGUAUCUCGCUUACAAUGCAGCAAACGACUCAUGCAAAACGAUUUAACUGCUGAACAACUUAGAAUGAACAUCUUAAAAUCUAUGCCACAAUGUUUAACAAUAAGAAGAUUGGUAAAGUCUAAAUUACAAACAACAGUGCAACAAAGAUCAAAAAAGAAAUCUAUUAGCUACUGGAAAAGGCUUAAGUAUAAAAUCAAUUUCAGUUUCCGAAAGGCAUAUAUGAUAAUUCAAGAUAUUGGACAGACUAUGGAAAUUUGGUACCAUAUCAUAAAAUCAAUAGAAGGUCAGUUUGGAAGUGGAGUAGCUGUUUAUUUCAAGUUUUUAAGAUGGCUAAUUCUUUUAAAUAUUAUUUUUGCUCUCAUGAGCAUUAUUUUUAUUGUUCUUCCACAAUCUUUGGAUCAAGUAUAUUUACCUUCAUCUAUUAAUGUUUUGGAUUUUGUAACAGGCAGUGGAUUUUUUGAAAAUACAAUAAUGUAUUAUGGAUUCUAUAAUAAUGGUACAGUGGAAAAAAUGCUUAGCAGUACAUACAAUAUUCCUUCUGCUUAUUUUAUUACAUUACUUUGUGCUUAUAUAUUUACAUUCAUUGUACUUUCUGUUAAGGUAGUAUUAUCUUAUCGGAAACGCUAUAUUGAAAUUCGUGAGAAAGUACACUGUUUCUAUUGUAACAAAGUAUUUUGUGGAUGGGAUUUUGCUAUAUCUUCUACGAAAGCUGCAACUUUACAAUCUAUAUCAAUUUAUAGAGAAUUACAAGAACUUUUAGCAGAAACAGAAAAGCAUUCACGACAAAAUUGUCUUAUAACAUUUUGUAUUAUGUUUGUACGUAUAAUUAUUUCUAUAAUCACUUUUUUUAUGAUAUGUGGGACUAGUGCAAUACUAUGGAUAUUAUUAAGUACACAUGAAAUGGAUAAAUCGAAGACAUCAGUAAUGAUUGUACCUGUGGUUAUUACAAUUAUUAUGAAUGUAUUCUCAAUAAUUAUCUCUUUCUUAGCCAAAGUUGAGAAAUAUAACAGUAAACGUACUGAAUUAUAUGUAACUGUGAUUAGAAUUCACGCAUUAGCUGCUGUAGUAAUCAGUACCCUUCUUGCUUUUUGGCUAAUACAUAGCACAGAUGGCUGUUGGCAAACAGAAUUAGGAAAGGAAAUUUAUCGACUUAUAUUUCUAGACUUCAUUAUCUCUAUUUUUAUUUUAUAUAUAAUUGAGGCAGUGCGUUCUAUUAUAUAUGUAACAGUUUGGAAAGGAGUUGGAAGAACAAAAUUUGAUAUUGCCCGUAGUACAUUAAACCUUAUUUAUAAUCAAAUGCUGUUUUGGCUAGGUUGCUAUUUCAGCCCAUUAUUAUCCUUGAUAAUCAUUAUAAAAAUGAUUUUAACUUUUUAUGCAAAAAAGCAUAGCUUAUUAAAUUUUUGUGAGCCACCUUCAAGACCUUGGAGAGCAGCACAAACACAGACUCUUUUUUUAGCACUUUCAUUCAUUGGAAUAAUUAGUGUACUGAUUAUAAUAGGAUAUAUCAUUACAAAUGUACGAAGUGAUGAAUGUGGGCCUUUUAAAGGACAUAAUUAUACGUGGGAGUAUAUAGUUGAUGGUGUCCUUCAGCUGAAAAGGGAUAGUGCUUUUUGGCUACUUAUAAGCGAACUUGCAAGACCCUCAAUUGGAGCAGCCAUAUUGAUUGCAAUGAGUGUUGGAGUCUAUUGGCUUAGAGCUAAAGCACAAGCGAAUAAGGAAAUGUUAACAAUUUUGCAAGAUAUGCUAUUUUUACACGCACGAGAUAAGCAAUUUCUUUUUGCUAAAAUUACUAACGCAGGUAAAAUUUAUAGACAAAGUCGUUUAAGAUCUUUCAAUUGUUACGUUACUGAUGAAACAAAACAUUUUACUUCAUCAAAUGAGAGAGAAUAGAUAUCACACAUGAAAUGUGGAUAAAAUAUUUUACAAAUUACGAUUUAAAAUAAAA
Molecule: messenger RNA, 2334 nt
Organism: Vespula vulgaris
Lineage: Eukaryota; Metazoa; Arthropoda; Insecta; Hymenoptera; Vespidae
Product: transmembrane channel-like protein 7
Exons: 10
Coding region: 12-2279 (755 amino acids)
Cellular component (GO): plasma membrane
Molecular function (GO): mechanosensitive monoatomic ion channel activity
Source: RefSeq, a predicted model, not a curated record